UUUUUUUUGCCAUGCAUUAAAGUUUAUCAAAGUUUAUUGACAUACAAGUUUAAUUACAUUAUAUUUUAGUUUACAAUAUAGCACUACUCUUUAACCAUGUUUCAAAAAAUUAUGAAUUUCUAUGUAAACAUGUAUUUAAGUACUACUUAAAUGGGCCUAGAAAGCACUCUUAGGUUAACUGGUUAAUAAGUAAUUGUAUUUUGUAUAAAUUUAAACUAGAACACAACCAAUAUUUUCUCUAGGUCCAUACAUCAGUGAACAGAGCUGUUGAGUUUUUACAACUUACGACAGGAUUAGAGUUUCCAUCUCCAGAAACAAUACUGCAUGCAUAUUUGCAGUUUCAAGCCCUCACAGAACACGAAUAUAAUUACUCGUGCCCCACCUGUGGCGAUUAUCCUCCGGUGGUGAUCAUGGGUGUACACAAACAGACUGCUUCUCCAUUAUCAGGAAGUUACAUUGAAAAACCUCCAGGGAAUUUUAAAGGGGAGGUCAAUCUGGAAGAGUUCUGGGAGUCACUGUCCAAAGAGAUGAUCAGUCGAGGAUUUGUUGCAAAUGGCAGACACAAUCUUUUUGCAGUACCACCAAGUUAUCAUUUUUGGGCUCCUUGGAUAGCCAAAAGCACACGGCAUUCAGACACUGUGCUAAACACAGAGUUUGAGAAAGUUACACAGGAAAGACUCAGAGAAGAACUUUUCAAACAGAAGGAUGAUGUUAUUAGAAGUUUAUGCCAUGAAUGUGCUGUGGACUCUACUGGAUCUCGCAGCGAUCUCCUUCUUAGAUUGUCUGAUGAAAUGAAAUCCACGCAAGCAUAUGACAAAAUCUAUGCAAAAAUCUGGAGUGCCACUGGAGGCUGGGGAGUCAUUAUGUGCCCCUGUGGAAUUGUUUACAGUCUAAAGUGCAGUUUUCAAGCUGAGAGCCAUCGAGAUUUUGCUGAUUUGUUGUUAUCGUGGCAUCAUAUGCCUAAUGUCAUCAUUUAUGACUUUGCACAGGCUCUUUCUAAACACACCAAUCUAAGGGCAUCAGAAAAGCUACCCAUCUCUCCGUUUGAAGGACGCCUGGCUGAACCCACUCAAGCUAGCAUAGAACUGGCCAAGUGUGGACAGCUGAAAGUGUCCCUGCCCUGGCUAGAUGAGAAAACGAGAGGGACAGAUCCUCACGGACACCCGGUGACGGGUUCAUCUGAUCACUACGUACUUUGUUACCAUUUUCAUGAAGGCAGCACAGAAGAUGAAGAUGUUCUGAGGAAGCUCACCCUCGUGCCUCAGCUGGCCGACAAAGUCAAUAGUGAGAUUACAGAGCAACUCUUUGCUCAAAUGAAGAAAAACGACUACUUUUUGGACAUGUCUUUGCCAUCAACACAUCUGUUUCUAAUGAGGAACAUCAUUCACCACUAUAAUGAAAACAAGGCCAACAAACUAAGCACCAGAUCAGCCAAGAGUUUUGGAUCCAACUUGCUGACUGAAGCUGUGUUGGUUAAAUUUUAGAUUUAUAUUAUAAUACGCAGCAUCUG
Messenger RNA from Carassius carassius (crucian carp), 1510 nucleotides. RefSeq lists its product as uncharacterized. The record is from RefSeq and is a predicted model, not a curated record. Bases 411 to 1484 code for a protein of 357 amino acids. The transcript is spliced from 5 exons. NCBI's taxonomy places the organism in Eukaryota, Metazoa, Chordata, Actinopteri, Cypriniformes, Cyprinidae.